This is a messenger RNA of Penicillium concentricum, 1248 nucleotides long. RefSeq names its product putative isopropanol dehydrogenase. Gene Ontology annotation, cellular component: mitochondrion. The coding region runs from base 1 to 1248 and encodes 415 amino acids. The record is from RefSeq and is a predicted model, not a curated record. The transcript is spliced from 3 exons. Gene Ontology annotation, molecular function: oxidoreductase activity. NCBI's taxonomy places the organism in Eukaryota, Fungi, Ascomycota, Eurotiomycetes, Eurotiales, Aspergillaceae.
AUGAGUUCUAUCUCUGAAUCAGGUGGCGAUGGAGAUGCCACACCAAAUUCUUUGGACACUAAGCGUUCAACAACCGUGUACAGAACACUUCUUCCAAAGGCUCACUCCACGCAUCAAGCUUUCAUACUUAGACCUGUUCCGUUUACUGAACCCCAAGUCGAACAAGUUCCUAUCCCGUCUCUACUGCCUGGAAGUGUUAUUCUGCGUAUCCUCGCAACUCCGCUCCACCCAUACAGCAAGCAAGUCUUUGGCUUUUACAACCCUAACGGAUCUCCUCACGAAAAACCAUGUAUUCCCGGCUCAAGUGCAAUUGCCCGUGUGAGCCAGGUCGGUGACGAUGCGAUCAGUCUGAAGGUUGGUCAACUAGUCUUCUUUGACCCAGUGAUGAAAGGAAGAGAUAGCCCAGAGACGGUUCGAUUUCCCAAUCCUGUACAUCAUGGGUUUGACGUCCAAAGCACGAGAAUGAUAGCCUCUAGCGGCUUCGCAGAUGGCUCAUAUGCCGAGCUUAUGAGGGCGCCACUUGAGAAUUGCUAUCCGCUGGAUGAGGCUAAGUUGAUGGGAGAUCCGAUGAAUUGGGGCUUUGCAUAUACCCCAGAGCAGCUUUGUGCGAUUGCCACAUUCCUCAGACCUUUUGGUGGACUGGCUAACAUUGAUGUGAAGCCUGGUGAAGCGAUAUUGAUUUCUCCGGCCACUUCUCCAAAGGGCGUUGCUGCCUGCAUGGUUGCUUUGGCUAUGGGUGCGAGAGUUGUAGCUUGCUGUCACAAUGAGGCUAAGCUCCUACAUCUCAAUCAGACGCUAGCACGCACUCGCAACGGUUCUGACGAAAGGAUCUCCACGGUAACCUGGACAGGCGACUGUACAAAAGAUGUCCUCAAUAUUCAAACUUUUGGUGCUAUGGACGCGUUCCUCGACAUUUCCCCUCCAGGAGCCCGAGGAUCUUCCCAUCUCGAAUCCGGCAUUCUGUCGCUCAGGCCCGGAGGCCGGGUGGGUCUGAUGGGUGCAUAUAAGCGGAUUGAGAUUCCACAUCAGUUUGUCAUGCGUUGCAAUAUCACAUUGAAGGGGAACUGGAUGUAUGAGCGAAAGGAUGCUCUUGCAUUGAUCAAAAUGGUGGAGAGGGGGAAUCUUCGCCUGAAAGAAGAGGACGGAUGCUAUGUUGUCGGCCAAUUCCGUCUGUAUCAAUGGAAGGAGGCUAUGGUAGCGGCUAGUCAGCUCAAUGGUAUUGGAGAAAGCGUUGUGUUUUCUUUCUAG